Messenger RNA from Pseudovirgaria hyperparasitica, 2511 nucleotides. RefSeq lists its product as uncharacterized. The coding region runs from base 1 to 2511 and encodes 836 amino acids. The transcript is spliced from 7 exons. Gene Ontology annotation, molecular function: protein binding. NCBI's taxonomy places the organism in Eukaryota, Fungi, Ascomycota, Dothideomycetes, Acrospermales, Acrospermaceae. The record is from RefSeq and is a predicted model, not a curated record.
AUGCCUAGGUUUCAGAUUGCUCUGUCCUAUGGGUCUGAUUCUGUUGCAAGGCUCUUGAUUAAUCAUGGCGCCCUGUCUUCGGCAAUUUUUCCCCCUGAAAUGUGUAGUUGCACAAACAUUCAUAUGGCGGCUGCUAUGGGGCUCACAUCCACUUUGAAAACUUUGAUUAAGCAAGGUGCAGAUGUUGGAGCUCGCGAUCGGUGUCUUCGAACACCAUUACACUACGUUGCCGCAAUACAAAGCCGGAAAUUGCUAGAACAAGCAUGGGUGGUUAUGCUGCUUUUGUCAAACAAUGCAGACCCCAAAACGGAAGAUGCUCAAGGGAGGAGUCCGAUAUCCAUGGGGAAAAAACGAUUCAAUCCCGUCGCCAAAAUGGUAUCAGAGAAAGGCGCUACAAUUGAAGCGUACGAGAUAUCGUUGCGAGAUCGAGAGACCUUCGAGGCGUGGCGCAUAUUGAAGGAAAACCGUGAAGAGACGACGUGGUCCGCAGAGACGAAAGCAAGCCAACCGCUUAUACAAUACGGGAAAGAGCGAAAGUCUAAGAACAGAAAGAAGAGAAUUGCAGCCACAGGGAACCAUACAAUGCGAGAUGAAAUAGUGAAAGGAGAAUUCCAGAAAGUCACUCAGAUACCUGAUAAGAACGCAGCUAAACAAUUCGAAUCUACCACGGUAAAAGCCAAGCAAGAUUUGAUAGAGGAGAAGGAGCGCUUGGGGAAGCAUAGCAUUUUAAGAGAGGCUUGGUCUACGAUGAGGAGAGAGGCUGAUCAGAAGAAUCGUGCGGCCCAUCAACUCAGUUCGUUGCCAAAGGCAGAAUGCGAUCAUGUGCUGGGCCUAUGGAAGUGUUGCUGCCGAGCUGGCAUCCACCUUUCAGAUCAUCAUCGACCGACGAAAAGACAGAGAACGGAUGUCGAUGAGGGUGAGCCCACAGCCGUUCCGAUCUACGCACGACCUGCACAAAGCCAUGUUCGGCCUCCAAAGGCUGGAGGGACCAUAACAGAUGCAAUCAUCCUGCUUGUCCUUGCAUUGGGCGCAGUUCUGCAGGAAGAUAGACUGAUCAGGGGUUCUCUCAACCCUCGCAAUAAAAUUGCCGAGUCAAUCCACUCUCCUUCGACACGAAUGCGAUAUUCACCUGUAACCUCAAUAGGUCUUCGGUCGCCUGUCGAAGACAAGGAUCCAGGCAGCCCAGCACGUUUAAACAAGGAACUCAUGAAUCUGGACGUUAUUCCUGGUCUACACUACUAUGCGUAUGCGUCUAAUAUCCUUGGGAAUCUGUACGGUGGUAACGAAGUUUACCAUGCCCAGGCGUUUCUACUAGCGAGCCUCUACAUGAACCAACUUGGUCGUGGCUUAGAGAGCUAUAGCUGGAUUAAUGCUGCAGCCCGGGUUAUUAGGUUCAACCUUAGAAUAAAUCACGUAUAUGUGAAGCCUGACCCUACGGACCCUUCUAAAUAUAAUCGCCAGCAGCAUCCCGAUAAUCUACCUCCUGGUGAGGUAGCCAAGUUUAAAAUCAAGAUGAAUCUCCUCAAGUUCGUAUAUUGGUCAGCAGUACAGCUUGAAAGUGAUAUCCUUGCAUAUUUGCCACUACCAACAAGUCAUAUAACACUUUGGGAAGAUCGAGUUGCCUAUCCGAAAGAUCAACCAGUGUCUGGCGAAACGGGACAAGUCGAUAACCAGCGUGACAUUAUCAUAGUGUUGUUUUUGGCACAGAUACAGUUCCGUAAGAUACUCAACCAGGUCCCUAUGCAUCUAUCCACCUUAUGGGACCAUCCACCAGACAGCUUCCCAGCUGGCGUCUACGAGCCUCCAUUCGGUAGAGAGGCGUCAACAGGCAUACCUUCGUUUCUCAAUUGGCUAUAUAACUGGCGAAACGUGAGUAAAGCGAUGGGCGUGGAUUGGGAUGAUUAUGACGAUCCUUCCCCCGAUCCGAAUAUUGCUAGGCUACGAGCGAAAUACUAUGGAGCAGAAACAAUCAUUACUCGACCAUACCUACACUACGUAUACCAUUGCCCAGAAGCCGACCGAGAUGUACUUAAACGAGCAUGGACUUACAUCAGAUCUCGAAAGGAGAGCUGGACGGCUUCAAAGCUCCGGGAAGCGGAAUGGGGAAACUCACUUGAAGAUCUUCUUGAGAGUGAUCCAACUCAGUCUCGGGAUGGCAUUAGUACCAAAGCCAUCAGGAGCAUGCUGCUUAGUCAUGCUUGUAUGUGGUCCUCGAUCCGGAGUACGAAAGCUUUCGACGGUAUUCGAACACGUCUAAAGGUAACGAAUAUUUUUGGCACAAUCCAUGCUCAAUUCGGAAAUUGCUUGGUUCUUGCACAGUGCUGCGAGUCUGUAUGGUUUAAAGACCUUGAAGGGUUUGCCCCGAUCCAUGAAGUCCCCGAACUCCUUGAAGAAACAAUGCACAAAUGCAAAACAUACUCAAACCUCGCACCAGCUCUUGUCAAAGAUUAUCAGAUUUUACGCCAAGCUUCAGAUAGCAUCAGAGGAUUGAGAGCAUCCAGCACGUAUUAG